UACAACUAUAAGAUCCCUUAACUGUGCAUGUACUUGUACACCUCUGUAGAAGCAUAUUUCUUUAAGAAAAAAAAAAUAAUCUCUGUGGUUGCACACAAGCACUUAGGUUAAUGAAACCUGGCUGGUUAAACCAUGAAGUUGAUUUUCCAAGUGAUGUGUGUGCCAGUGGCUUGCCUGGGUUACAACAGUGAUUAGACAAAAUCACGGGGCAAAAUUGUACCAUGGGGAUUAUUUUAAACACAGAUAUAAAACUUCAGGUGUUUCUGGGCUGCUAUGAAAGGAAGCUGGAUAAAUAUCACCUUACUGAUGGGUUUUUUCCCCUGAGCUUUGUUAUUAACUAUUGUUAGAUACAGAAUGUUGGGCUGCUGGGGUCAUUGGUCUGUCCCUGUAGAGCUGUCCUUGUGUUCUGUUGCUGGGUUCCAGCAUGUUCACAGUACGUGUCAUCAGUGUCUGGAACAAACUCAGUUUAUCUCAAAGAACUAAAUGUGCUGCUUUUGUGAAACUGCUGUCUCUUCUUUACAUCUUUGAACUUAGAGGAAAUGGUUGAGUGAUGAUGAAAUCUAGUUUUCUGCUUUUUUUUUUUUCAUUUGCUGCUAAGAUGCUUCAGACAUUUUAACUGAAACAUCUUAUAAUUGUUCUCAGACCCAAAGCUCAAAAAUAUUUGGUAAACAUGAGCUAACUUCAUUUGGAACUUGGUCUGGAGUGUCAUCACUUGAAAAUUGAAUGGAAAAAUAAAUCUGCUUUAGAUUAAAGUAUUAAUAUAUUGAGCAUAUGAGCUGCUUAACUUCUCAAUGUUGUUUGUAUCAGCAGGAUGCUUUAUUCAGCUUCAAAAGCCAAGGAGAUGUGGGGUUACUUUGCCUUUGUGUCCUUUAUACCUUUGCAGAGCAGAAUAAAUCUGUGCUUUAAGAGUUGUACAGUUCUUUCGAAGUUACUCUCUAGCCUUUUACAGUCUCCUUGCAAAAGCUGUAAACAGCUGAGAUACCACAGCCAAGAAGGUCCAUCUUGAGGAAUUUACUUGCGUGGUGUGGUGAAGAAGAUGCAGCUGGUCACCUUGUAAUGGAAGAGAGUGGAGCUGACCAUGAUACUGCUAUGGAAGGAUCUAAUGAUUUGUUCAUAGGCAGCUGUAAUAGUACAGGAGAGUCAGAAACAAAUGAUCAGGUAUUUCAGAAGUUGCUGCUCAAAGUACAUUUUACUGUUUUUCCCCUGUGAAAGCAACUAACGUGCAUGGAUUCCAGGGAUCUGUUGUUUGGCCAGAGCGACUCUCCCCCAGCCCUGCCCAUCGCAGUGCCCCUCCCGGGCAGUCCUCCGGCAUCGGCCGUGCCGGCGCGGCCGCCCCAGCCACGCUCCCGCUCUGCCGAGGAGUUCCACCUGGCCGAGCAGCCCAGGCAGCCCCUGUGUGAGCUGCAGCCGCUGCGAGCGCCCGGUGCACCCAUGAUGAUUGUUGCCAGCCAGUCAGAAAAUGGACAGGUGCUGCAUGUCAUUCCUUCUGCCCAGCCAGGAGUGACUCAGGUGAUUAUUCCUCCAGGUCAGCUUCUGGAUGUGACCAGCACGCAGGAUGUUUCAGAAGAGAAGUGUGGUGAUGGGAACCUGCAGACUGUGGUGGUGGCUUCCAUAGCAGACAGUGCCAGCAGUUACAUUCUACAUCCACAGGCAUCUCUCACCCUAUCAAAAAAAGCAACCACCAGGGUAGUGGAAGAUUCUUUUCCCAUCCCUCUUCAGCCAUUGCCACUAAAUACGCCUGCAUGGGCACGCCGUCUCAGGAACUGUGAGAGAAUUGGGGACUCGUACCGCGGCUAUUGUGUGAGCGAGGCAGAGUUAGAGAGCGUUCUCACGCUCCACAAGCAGCAGACACAGAGCGUGUGGGGCACGCGCCAGUCUCCAAGCCCAGCCAAACCCGCCACACGGUUGAUGUGGAAAUCUCAGUAUGUCCCAUAUGAUGGGAUCCCCUUUGUCAAUGCAGGAAGCAGAGCCAUUGUAAUGGAGUGCCAAUAUGGGCCAAGGAGGAAAGGAUUCCAGCCCAAAAAAGCUGGUGAGCAGGAAAGCACCUCUAGCCAGCUGUACAAAGCCACUUGUCCAGCAAGGAUCUAUAUUAAAAAGGUCCAAAAGUUUCCAGAAUACAGGGUUCCUACUGACCCUAAAAUUGACAAGAAAAUCAUAAGAAUGGAGCAGGAGAAAGCAUUCAACAUGCUGAAGAAGAACUUGAUAGAUGCUGGUGGUGUUCUCAGGUGGUAUGUACAGUUACCUACUCAGCAAGCCCACCAGUAUCAUGAAAUGGAAACUUCCUGCCUCCCUCCUUCACCAUCCCAUCUUUCUCUGUCUUCUCCUGAGGAGGAGGAGGAAGUCAUUAGAGAUGAGAACAGUACUCUGCCUUCUCGACUUCAUCCUCAAGUGGCAGACAAGAUCCGAGAGCUGGUGUCUCAGGGGGUAGAGCAGGUCUAUGCAGUGAGGAAGCAACUAAGAAAGUAUGUGGAAAGAGAAUUGUUCACACCUGAUGAAGUGCCAGAAAGACAUAACCUGUCCUUCUUCCCCACUGUGAAUGACAUCAAGAACCACAUUCAUGAAGUGCAGAAGUCCCUAAGGAAUGGAGAGAUGGUGUAUAAUUCAGAAAGUAUCCCAGCAACGCUGCAGUGGACCACAGACAGUGGGAGUGUCCUCACAGAAACAGUGACUGUUGCGUUUGCCUCACCACCUUCAGAUGGGAGCUCAGGAGUGGAGUCAGUCAUCACCAAAGCAGAACCCAACCAGAGCGGGGAGUCCUUGAUACCAGAAACAGCUCAGCUGUUGUCUUCACUCUCUUCACUCCAGCCCAAGAUAUUUGCACAGCUUCAGGGAUUACAGCUGCAGACAGCAUUUACCUCGACAAACGGAUCAACAGCCCUGCUAGCUGUAAAUAACCAUUCCCCUCCCAGCCCUGCAGGUCUCCUGGAUUCCCUGGGGGGUGCACUAGGCAGCCAUUCUCUAGCACUGAGUCAGGGGCACAGUCUGCAAGCAGGUGCUGGCCUAACACAGGACAGUGCUGCUGCACCUGCUUUUGGGGCUCUGUCUGGCUCUGAUCAGAGUCUGGUUGCCAUGGGCCAGCUGGUACCAGCUGAAGGGGUGGAUGACUCCAGAAGCCUGGAAGGAGGAGUGCAGCAGAUUCUUCUGGGAGAUGUGCAGACUAUUCCAGUACGGAUUGUGGACAGCCAGCCAGCACUUACUGAAGAAAAUACAGAGGGUGUUGUUACUUGUGUGAGCGAAGUUAAACAAGAAACAAGAGAAAAAGCAUUGUCUAUGGAAACAGAUGAAAUCAGAGACUGCCACAGUUCCUCACCAUAGUUCUUCGUCUUCACCUGUGAAGCCUGGAAGGAUUUUUCAAAUUGGAGAACUCUAAAUGUCUUGGAAGGAAAGGCAGGUGCUCUCAAAGUACUGCCAUUCUUUUUUAAUUGUUUAUGACAUUCAGACUAAGCAUAUUUUAGAGUAUUUCUGACAGAAAGCUGUUUUGGUUUGACUGAUGUGGCUCACUGCCAACUCCAGGUCAUUCAGUUGCCCCAUAGAACACCACCUCUCUCUUCUGUUUCAAGUUUUGAGUAAUUUGGAUUCUCUCCAAAUGGCCCAUUUUGUUCAUUGUUUCUGAAGGUCUUCCACAAUUUAAUUCCUUAGCUUUAGAAUGUGGAUCACAAUACUGGGUUCACAUUUUCUGCUUGAGACCCUUGACUUUUAUUGUACUACAGAGACCAUAGAAUCUGUCAGCUCCAAGAUCACAGAAUCCAACAGCAAAGUGGAUUAGUAUGUCAAUGGUUUUGUGACAAAAGGAAGAUCCAGGAUGCUAAACUUCAAAGUGAUAAUGGACAUGGAUGCUUAAGAAAAUGCAACUUUGACCUGAUCAUAAUGUUAAUGGUGUGAAGAUCAAGGAGAGGAGAAAGCAGCUCAGUAUCUGCCCAAAUGUCUCUUUCUUCACACUUAUUAAGGCUUCCACAGAAGUCCCAUGCCCUCAGGCCCUCCAAUUCUCAGUGUUUCUCUGUUGGACUGUUGAGGAGCUGCUGAGUUCAUUGCACAGGUCAGAAGCUCUCCAGCUGGCCUAUCCAUCAACAGCAGCUAAGAACAUGAAGCAUUCCAAAGUACCCCUCAAAACCACCAUGCUCAGAGCCUGAAAGGAUCACUUACCUCUGAGAGUACUCCAGAUAACUGUCAAGAGACCAGAGCAGAGAACCGAAGAGGAGGACAAGUUUGCAAAAAACUGCUUGCAGGAGAUAAAAAGCCCUCAAAGUUAAAACUGAAGAUUGCAAUUUCUCAUGGCUGAAAUGGCUCACUUUAGAUGUGCACUGGUUAUCUUCUGAAUGCAAACUGGUCUGAUAACUCCAUGGUUUUGGCUGUUGACAAAGCUGUUAUCACAUCUGACGUGUUCUGUACGUGGAAAGACAUGGAGGAAAUGGGAACCUUCUUGACCUGACUUCUGCUGAGAACAGAUGAUCUGUGGAAAGAGGGCUUUACCAGUUUAAAAUCAAUAUCCUCACAAUAAUUUCUUGGGUGUACAGCUUUUUCAUGUCGGGUGCUAGUGCAUCUCUAGCUUUGCACAUAAUACAAGACGUAAAAUUACCUCAGUGGCCUAGCCAUAUAUUUGUUGUCUCCUACCACUGUACUCCUUGCUUUUGGGAGUGGGAAAAUAGUUUUAACGUGUUCUGAUUUUCCACUUUUCUGCCUUUCUCUUGUUGCCUCUUUCUCAUACCCGGAGCAGCACAGAAAAAAAUUUCUCAUUUUAAAAAAUUUCUCUAUCCUCAGUUUCCCAUGUUUUGAGGUUUCCUUUUUGCUUUAUGUGCUGGAGUUUGAUCUCUUACAUGAUUGAAAUGUAAGAUAUCAUUGCAUUUUCCUUGAGGAGUGGGAAAUACUGGGGUGAGCUCCACUGCCCCCUUCACUCCAGAAGUCCUCAUGGGAAGCACCUGCCACAGGUUCUGCUCCUGCAUCUCCACACAGGUCAGCACAAAUGCAGAGCUGUGCUGAUCACAGCAGUGUCUGUGUACACCAGCACCUUAUCAGUACAAAGUUAUUGCUGUGAGUCCAGAUCAGUCUGUGGGUCUGCCCCACUGUGUCCCCACAAAUGACUCUUUGGGCACACCUUGAAAGAGGGCACAGGAGAUGGCCAGGAAGUCCUUAAUGCUCAGCUUUGAGUUUGUGCUUCUGUAUUGAGUUCAGGUGCCCUGGUGUGGGUGGCCCCGUGCAGGACACAGCUGGCUCCAGGCAGCUCUGCAAUGGACCGACCACAGGACACAGCUGAGCAUGUGAGUGAAGCUGGGGCACCUCUGGGUGUCUGUAAGAAAGGGAAAAUGCUGCAUGGCAGAGAGGAACAAAGAAGAAGGUGAAGCAGCUCCCUCAGCACCAAGGUCAGAGAAGAAGGAGAGGGAGGAAUUGCUUCAGGUGCCGGAGCAGAUGUUUUCCUUGCAGACCACAGAGGAUUACAUGCCAGAGCAGGUGCAGAUUUUUCUGCAGGAACUGCAAUCCAUGGAGAGGAGCCAUGCCAGAACAGGCUUCUGCUGAAGGACUGCAGCCUGUGGAGAAGACCCAUGAUGGAACAACAGGAAGAAGCUGUUACAGACUGACUGCAAUGCCCAUAUUCCUCUUUGCCUUGUGCUGCCUUGGACAAGGGGAGACAGAGAAGCUGGGGGUUCAAAGUGUGAAGUUGAGUCUGAGGAAAGAGGGCAACAGGGAGGGAAUGUGCUGUUUAAAUUUGCUUUUGUUUCUCAGUGAUUUAAUCCAUUUUAAUUGGCAAUAAAUUAAAUUAACUUUUCUCACAUUGAUUCAAGUAUUGAAAUUUACGUCUGCGUGCAAGUCAUGGUGGAAAAUCCUGAUGUCCAUUUGAUCACUGCCAAGUCACUAUUGCCUUGAAUUUUUUAAGUAAUCAGAUCUUUAUUUCUAAGAAUUCAUUCUGUGUGAAGGAAGUAGUGUGCCUUGUCUGAAUCGGGAAUUGCAUUUCUGGAUGUAUUCUGGUUAGGCCUUUCAAGUUCAGCAUACUCACUUCACUAGAGUAGAUCUCAGGUGGAGAAUUAACUCAGGAACAUGUCUAAUCCCUUACAUUUCAGCUAGAAAAGAAUACCAGCCAUAUUUUUACAGCUUUGAGCAUGGGAGAGUCAUUCUGAGGCGAGGAUGCUGCAGCAGUAGAUUCUACUUUAGCUACUUCAGUAAGCUGUUCUUACAGGUGCUAAGGGUGUGGCAUCUCCCCAGUGUUAUGUCUAGCAGUGCUUCAGAAUGGGGCAAAGUUCGUGGUGAGUGGCAUCUUUGGUGAACGUGCUGUUAACUUUCAGAAAAGAAAUAAGCAGAGUUUGGAAAUGAGAUUUAUAUUCUUGUGCUUUCCAGAGAUUAUUUUCCUGAAUAACAAGGUAACUUCCUUUAAAGGGUAAGUUUUGUAGGUAUGUUCUUACACCACCUUUGGAAAAUACUUGUCACUGGACACAAAGGGUAUCUACACAGGGUACUAGGUGACGUGACACACUUACAGGUUUAUAAUGGGGGCACUGGAAUAUAAAAUUGAUGGAUAGCUUCCUAAUAUUAUCUAAACUAUUCUUUUCAUCCUCUCUCUUCACAUUUCACUAUAAAGGGAAGAGUCUCUGUUAAAAGGAACAUGGUAAAUUUUUAGUUGUCCAUAAAACUGUUUAUGAACAGUUGGAUGAAAAGAACUUCUUUGAUAAUGAAUUGGAUGAGCUUUGGAAAAAUUUGUGAUGUCAUUGUAACUUCAAGUAUUUUCUUCUAAUUGUAUACACUCACUAUUGAUUAUUGUCUUACUGUUUAUUUGCUGUAUAAUUUAUUUGUUAAGCUUUUCUGCCCAUGUUAGGGCCAUAGAAGUAAUACAUAUUGCAA
Molecule: messenger RNA, 6828 nt
Organism: Passer montanus (Eurasian tree sparrow)
Lineage: Eukaryota; Metazoa; Chordata; Aves; Passeriformes; Passeridae
Gene: CARF
Product: calcium responsive transcription factor
Exons: 20
Coding region: 1225-3315 (696 amino acids)
Biological process (GO): regulation of transcription by RNA polymerase II
Cellular component (GO): nucleus
Molecular function (GO): RNA polymerase II cis-regulatory region sequence-specific DNA binding; DNA-binding transcription factor activity, RNA polymerase II-specific
Source: RefSeq, a predicted model, not a curated record